GCUGUUUACCACCGAGAACGGGCCUCCUGCGCGCAGGGCUGCUGGAUGGAGCCGCGGCCAGGCUGCAGAACCAGCAACUGCCUGGAGACCCUCCUGGACUGACGGCCUUCCUGGAGCCGCCAGUCGCCCGGAGCCCAUGGAGCAUCUUCGGCAGGCCUCCUGAAGAGCAAUGGCAGCUGCCUCACCCCUGACCAUCUCACCCUCUGAACGGAAGGUCCCCUUCGGCAUUGCAAAGUCUCCCCGCUGGCCGCCACUCCCCAGCGUUGCUAUGCAUGUCACCCGGCCAAAAUCCGCCAAGGGGCGCACCCGGUCCAGCCUGAGCUAUUCCCAGAGCCUGGGGGCCUACUCCUACCAAGUGCCAUCAUCCCCGCAGCCAGUCGCCACCCCCGGGGAGGAAGCGGUCAGCAGCCGGAGGGCAGCCUCCUCCCAGCUCAUCCAGGCGCUCCCGGCCGAAGUGCCGGACCUCCUCCAGCAAGUGCCCACCAGGACCUCGUCUUCCCUCAACAAGUACCGGGUGCUGCCGUCCAUCAGCAGGAGGGAACGGAGGAUGGGCACCGCCGAAGUGAUGUUCGAGCAGGCGGGUCAGCUCCCAGCCGGCGCCUCCGAGGAAGAAGAGGUGCCGAAGGGGCCCCCCUCUCUCCUGCUGGAACACAAGGGGGGAGGCGGGGAGUACCCCCAGCCCCCCUUCACUCCCUUGGAGAGGCCUCCGCCGGCUAAAGAGAGGGAAGGACGCUCUGCCCCCACGCUGGCCCUCAACCUGGAGGAGCCCCGCGAGGAGCCCCGGCUGCUGCUGGCCAUCCGCUCGCCCUCGGGGGAGAGGUUCGAACGCUACUUCCGGCCCACAGACAACCUGGGGACGGUGGUCGCCGUGGCCGAGCAGAAGAACACGGCCACCUACCGGCGCUGCAGGAUCGGGACGGUGGAAGUGCCCCGCAGGACCUUCUCGGACCUCAGCCGGUCUCUGCAGGACUGCGCCAUCCACCACAAAUCCGUGCUGUGCAUCCUGCUGGACGAGCAGCAGGGGGAGCUCUGA
Molecule: messenger RNA, 1033 nt
Organism: Thamnophis sirtalis
Lineage: Eukaryota; Metazoa; Chordata; Lepidosauria; Squamata; Natricidae
Gene: UBXN10
Product: UBX domain protein 10
Molecular function (GO): protein binding
Source: RefSeq, a predicted model, not a curated record